Caenorhabditis elegans is the source of this 2264-nucleotide messenger RNA. RefSeq names its product MLt-TeN (mlt-10) related (gene mltn-12). Lineage: Eukaryota; Metazoa; Nematoda; Chromadorea; Rhabditida; Rhabditidae. The coding region runs from base 65 to 2179 and encodes 704 amino acids. The transcript has 11 exons. The record is from RefSeq and is marked reviewed.
GCAAUUCUAUCGGAAACAAUCACAUUGCAAAGCUUUAUUAUAUUUCUGAUUGGCAUGGUUUAGAAUGAAACUGUUUAUUCGAAUACUUUUGUGCACUUUUAUAUUAUUUUGUUAUUUGCUCCAAGAUUCCGCAUGUGUCAGCAGUUCAAAACUCUCAGCAAUGGACAAAAUGAAAAUGGAUUCAAAAGAAGUUGACAAGCUGCAACAACUUCAUUAUGGAUGGUAUAUUCAAGCUGUUAGUUCAUUAUUGGGAUCAGUUGGAAAACAAAUGUACAUGAAAAUGAAAAAACCUCAACGCCGUGCAUUUGUUGCUUGCCUAGAUUCAAUUCCAAAAGAAUAUGAUGUAAAAUCAGGAGCUCAGUGCUUGGUCAAUGCUUUUGAUGGAAAAUUGGAAAAUUACUAUGGAGAAGCUGCAUUGGAUUCUAAACUUGAUUUUAUCGACAAACAAGAAAUUUUUCCUAUAGGAAAACUAGAUGUGAAAAAGAUUAAACGAUUUAAAGUCAAGAAGCGAUUAAUUAAAUUGGAAGCACAACGGAAGGCUAGAAAAAAAAUAAAUGGAAUUCAAAUUGAGAAAAUAAAAUUAUUGAAAUUCCGAAAACAACGUCGGAGGCACUUUGCUUCACAAUACAAAAUGACUCCGAAAAUGAUCGAAAAAAUGAAUAAAAUCAAUUCGAUGAAAUAUCAAAAGAGAAGAAAGAAGAGAGUGAAAAGAAAUGUUCUCUCACUUUAUAGUAAUAAAGAAGCAAUUGAAGAAGCAAAACGAGUUGAUAACCUUGAAGGAGUUUAUUAUAAACCAAAAAAUUAUGCAAAAAUGCCUGACUUGAAAGAAAAUAAGAAAAGUUCAGUUCAGGAGUUUACAAAAAUGAUUCGAGAAUUGGCUCACAUUAAACCAACAAAAAAUAUGACGUCAAGUUAUUCAAACUUGAAGAAGCUCCAGCAUGCAGUCUUUGGUGCUCGUGAGAAGAAUAAAUUCAAAAAUCGAAUGCUUGAUAUGGUCAUUGGUAUAAAUCAUCCAUUACGAAGAAUGAAAUCAUUUAGUGAUCGAGUGAAAGAUAUAACUCCAGAUGGAAUGAUUGAUGAAAAUGUAUAUGGAUUAGUUGAUGCAGUACAUAAACAUAAUAAGGAUGCAAAUGCAAAUUUUCUGUCACCAAGAUUCAUGCCCAUUAUGCCAGAGAAAUUGAAUACAAAAAGGCAGUUGCUGUCUCCUGAUAUUUUUCCACUAUACCGUGAUGAAAGUGAUAAUAGUAUUCUUCCUCUUCCAAAUGUUAUGGAAAAAGUUGGAUUUGAAGAAAAAGAUAGAGAUGAUAUUUUGGAAUUAAUAAUGGAUAUGACUGGAGUCAAUUCAGUUGUAGAUGAUACUUUGAAUAUGGUUAAUGGAUUGAGAAGAAAUGGAUUGGACACGGAUUUAGUUGAUAUGACAUCACUCAUUGAUCAGGCCUACUCAACCCUUUCUGCAUCUUUGACAAAUUCGCAAAAUCUAGAUUUUGUCAACAAAAAGUUCACAUUUAUGAAUAAAAAUCAAAUGGAAACAUUAUACGGAGAACGGGGAAUUUAUAAUACUUCGGUAUCUGAUCUUCCAUUUGAUAUUCACGAAAUUGAUGAAUUGACUGAAAAACAAAAAGAAGAAUCCAUUCGAUUAACAAUUCGAGAAUUGGCAAAAGGAAAUGGAGCACAAGGACAUGGGGCAACUGGAAAAAGAGCAAAACGACAAGUAAUUUCAUUAUUUGGAGGAACAUAUCAAAUUGUUUUUCUUAAUCCGACUGUAUUCUCUCCACAAGCAUUUGCACCAACGAUUAACAAAUUAUCAGUUCUUGGUCCUCUUGUGAUCUCACCUCAAUUAUUUUGUCCAAGUGUGCUCUCACCACUUCUCAUGUCUCUUCCGGUUAUCUCGCCACAGGUUGGUAACCCAUUGAUCUUCUCACCAUAUGUUCUUGGUCCAAAUGUUCUAUCAGCUGCUGUAUUCAAUGCAUACGUUUUCUCUCCAUAUGUAUUAUCACCAAAUGUUAUCAAUCCGUAUGUAAUGUCUCCAUUAAUUCUUUCACCAUUUGUAUUAUGUCCAGAUGUUCUAUCUCCAACUGUUUUAUCAGGUGUUGUUUUAUCUCCUUCUGUACUCUCACCGUCUAUUUUCACAGAUUCAGCUUUAGCGGCCAACAUUCUCUCGCCAACUUUCUUGUCUUGAUUUAGAAGUUUUCAAAUGUCAUCAUUAUUUUUCAUCGGGUUCAUAAUGUAAUUGAUGUAGAGCUCACAAUAAAAUGUUAUAAAAA